Thamnophis elegans (Western terrestrial garter snake) is the source of this 4010-nucleotide messenger RNA. RefSeq names its product ADP ribosylation factor 3 (gene ARF3). Gene Ontology annotation, biological process: vesicle-mediated transport; intracellular protein transport. The record is from RefSeq and is a predicted model, not a curated record. Gene Ontology annotation, molecular function: GTP binding; GTPase activity. Lineage: Eukaryota; Metazoa; Chordata; Lepidosauria; Squamata; Natricidae. Gene Ontology annotation, cellular component: plasma membrane; cytoplasm. Bases 196 to 741 code for a protein of 181 amino acids. The transcript has 5 exons.
GCGAGAGCGUCGUGUCCAGGGGCCUGCUUGAUUGCCGCUUGCCGCCGCCGCCGCUUCCGGCUGGAAAGGGGGACGACGCAGAGUGCAGAGUCAGCUGGGCAAGCAGGAGGCGGAGGACGCGCGCGCGCGGGGGAGCAGGACUUUGACACCAGCUGGACAGAAGAAGCCUAGUCCUGCACCGUUGAACUUGCUGCCAUGGGGAACAUAUUUGGCAACUUGCUGAAGAGCCUGAUUGGCAAAAAAGAGAUGCGAAUCCUUAUGGUGGGUCUUGAUGCUGCUGGGAAAACCACCAUUCUCUACAAGCUGAAACUGGGAGAGAUUGUCACCACUAUCCCUACUAUUGGGUUCAACGUUGAAACGGUUGAAUACAAGAACAUCAGCUUCACUGUAUGGGAUGUUGGUGGCCAGGACAAAAUACGCCCCCUCUGGCGACACUACUUUCAGAAUACCCAAGGCCUGAUUUUUGUAGUGGACAGCAAUGAUCGAGAACGAGUAAAUGAGGCACGUGAGGAACUGAUGAGAAUGCUGGCAGAGGAUGAGCUGCGAGAUGCCGUUCUCCUUGUCUUUGCUAACAAGCAGGACCUUCCCAACGCCAUGAAUGCGGCAGAAAUCACGGACAAGUUGGGCCUGCAUUCACUGCGCCAUCGUAACUGGUACAUCCAGGCCACCUGCGCCACCAGCGGAGAUGGCCUCUACGAGGGCUUAGAUUGGCUGGCCAACCAGCUGAAGAACAAGAAAUGAGUGCAGGAGGGAGAGUGGUGGGCUAAGCCCCGCACUGUUGGUUCUACUUUGGGUUGAUCCCCUCCCUCCUGUCCUCCCCUGUCACAUCCUUUCUUCCCUGUUGGGUUUGCUUUUCUUGCCGGCACCGGUUGCUGUUGUGGGUAGGGGGUGGGAGGGGGAUGGUUGGGGCUAACUUUUGAUUUCUCUCUCUCUCUCUUUCUCAUGUUCUGGUUCUACCAGGAUUUUUUGCACGGUCUCUGUGUGUGCGCGUGCGUGUGUGAUAAAUAUAUAUAUAGAGAUAAUAAAAUAUAUGGGUGUGGUGGGAGGGUUGGGACAAGUGGGAGUUGGAUGCCAAUUCUGUGGCCUUUCUUUCUUUCUUUCUUUCUUUCUUUUUCUUUUCCUCUCCCCUAUCUUUUAGUUGGAUCAAUUUUUGUAUUUUUGGUGGUCUGUGAAAUUUGGCUCUCUUUGUUCGGAGGUGACCAAUAUUCCUCAGUGGCAGCUGCUUCUUGCUUUUGUGUGCUGUUGGUGCAGGUUGGUGGAAAACUUCUGUGUCAUGAGGCCAGGAAUAAGGGAAAUGAUGUGUAGCCUCCACAUGUACAGGGGCCGAGGGAGACAAUGAAGGAAGAAGUGGGGGUGGGGGUGGGGGUGGGUGGGAAGAGUAGAAGGAUUUUAGAUUCCCCAGACUAGAGUAUGUAUUCUUGCUGUCCUAUCUGUAUUAGCUAGCUCCCCCUGUUGGCAUUAAUGAGAUUGCAAUCAUAUUGAAUGUCCUGCUCUAUUUCUUGCUACCCAUUUUAUCACCCUGUUCACAGUCUUAUUAAUGACUCAUGCAGUUAGCUCUGUUAUGCUGCUGAUGAGCGGGAUCAUUUGCAUUCCAACCUCUUAGACCAAAUGGCGCUAGAGCCCUGAAUAAUGUCUCCUAAGCCAUGCAAAAAAGAAAAAGAAAAUCCCUUCUCCACCCCUCCCUAAAAGGGAAUCAGCAUUGAUGGGUUGCUGCAGGAGAUUUUUGGGACCAGUGGCUAUCAAAAGCUACCUGAGCAGAUGUUAAUGCCACCCUUGGCUACCUGGCCUGGACUUUCCAUCCAAGGGAUGUAUAUGCACACCUGCAGGGGCAUCCCAGCUGCUAAAUGUUUCCACCAACCAACUUGCUAUUUCUCUUCCCCUUGGAACUCACAGAGGAGGGGGCUCUCUCAUGGCUGCCCUGUUGCAUGAUAUGACCCCAGUGGAGAACCCUCCCUUCCUCCCUCUGCUGCCCUUGGAUUUGUACUCUGGCCCAUGAAGGUUUCUUUUUCCCAUGCUGGGGGAAGUGGCAGAGUCAGGUUUUUUUUCCCCCUCCCUUGUUAAUUUUGGGUAGUAAUGAUUGCCCAGGUCACUGCAUGUAACUUUUGGGUCACUCCCUGCCUCUGGACAGUGUUGGUACUGUGUAUUCCCCUCCCCACUUCGGACAAAUGUGUAUUUAUUCCUCUUUUGCUCUCUCCUUGCCACUUCCCCCUCAAAACCUCAGCCCCCUUUGCUUGGUGUAAGUGGUUUCCUUUCCCCUUAGUUCUGAUUUCUUUAUACCUUGGGCCAUGGCUCCCUGUUUGUGUUCUUCUCGCCCCCCCCCCCGCCCUUCUUUGAACAGUUGGAUGCACCGUGACCUCUGUGCACUCCCAUUGGAUAUUAAACUCGUUUUAUGUAGCUACCGUCUCCUAUCUGCUCUUUUUCCAUUGGUUGGUAUGGGGGAGGUGGAUGAGCGUGACACCGUUCAUAACUCAGAAUGGUUGUUUCCUUUCUAUUUCUGUCGCUGGAACACACAGCUUAGAGACUUAAAUCAAAUCAAACAUUCAGUAGGAAAUGCAAGUUCUCUGAAUUGAGAUUUGAGUAUCUCCUGUCUUUUCUCAGCUUGAGUUGAGAGUUGAAAAAUCUGUUUUAAGAGUUGUCUUAACUUCUGGGAGCAUGCCAUGAAUCAAAGGGCUUGGGUGGGUUAAGGGGUUCCAUGUAGAGGAUGCUGAGCUUCUACACAUGACCAGAACACAGUGAUCUUUGCUUCCUUCUGUCUCUCCCGCUGACAACUCCAUAUUAACUGGUGACUUUCAUUUUGAAUCCUCAUUUCUCUUCCCUGUCUCCCCCCACCCCCCUCACAUUUCCUGCCUUCUCUUUAGCAUCAAGGUCCUUUUGGCCAGAGUUGGGUUGCUCAGGAGCGGUGAUGGACAUGCAGGCACUAUUUUAAUUAGAAACAGCUUAACAGAGAGCUGCAUUUCUCUGAGAUGGGGGUGUCUUUAAUCCAAAGUGGCAUUUAGCCCCCUCUCUUCCUGUAUUGAGGAGAGAUAUUGGAUGAGUUGCUAAAUCCCAUUAGUUACUAAUCCAAGAAGGCAGCUUGUCCACGCUGAGGACAUCAGAUUGGGCUCUCUGUUCCGCUCAUUGCUCCAAAAUGAGGGUGCAUCAGGCCCUAAAAUUGCUUCCCAUACCCAAACCUGCUUGUCUGCAUAAGAACCUUGUUUCCUUGUUUGGUGCCUGUGAGAGAAGCUGAUUGAGGAGGCCUGAAAGGGAGGUAACAACUGUGUGCUUAAUCUGUGGAGACAGAAAAGCUUUGUUUCUUCGUUUCCUUGUGUCCUGCCUUCCACUGUCAAUUGUCAAAUAAUCAUGAGACACUGGAAUGCCAAGGUCCCUGAAUUCUGGGACCAGCUUUCACUCUUAGAAUUUCCUAGAAAAUUCUUUUUCCCAGGAGGGCUAUCUGUCCAUCUGCCCAAUUAAAACUGGCAUUGGGAUUGUACAACCCCUGAAAAGACCUUUUCUUUUUAAAAAAUCUAUCAGAAAGACCCCAGAUUGUCCUUGAAUUCCCUUUGCAUAGCAUGAAAUUCUAGGCGGUGUUAAAUUGUGUGCAUUUGAGCUGUGUGGCAUGUUAGCGGAAUCUACGGACUAAAUACUUGAAUAUAUCCAAUAUAUAUCCUUCAGCCUGCCCAUUACAGGGAAAUAUUCUGGAUGUAUGUUAUCUUAAGGAAGCUUAAUUAUUUUUAGGAACCUUGUCAUAAAUGGGACACUGGCUAAAAUCAUUUAUUUCAUAUCCAUUCUGCCUUCUCUAUUGGUGCAGGAAAAUAUCAUCUGUUGACAGUAAAUUGAGUUAUGUCCAGGGAGUUCACAUAAGCACCCUCAAGGAAUUGGAAGAGUCCUGAAUUUGGCAAUUCACACGGUGUCUCUUUUCAGCAAUCUUGAAUUAUGUUUUUGGAGUUAAAAGUUUGCUGCCCCUUACUCAGGCUUUUGAGCUACCCUGUUGCAACUGGAGAGUUCAUCCCAUUAAACAUUGUUUAAAAUAA